AUGACCCACGUUUACCCGCCUCUGUGCCCCGGCUGGUCCUCUGGCACGUUCUCGCCAUCUCUCAUCCUCUGCACUUAUCUCCCCCUCCUCCCUCUCUGGCCCCUGAACUCAGUCCAUCCAUCUCCCCAGUACAAUGAGUCGGCUGCCAGCGGGCCCUCCGGCUGUGGCCCCAGAUGUGAGGGGCCAGAUGGGCUCGGUCCUCUCUAUCCCCCAGAACGACACUCCAUCCUCAGCUGCGGAGAGACUCUACGAAAGAUGUCACCUCUGAGGGUCGAGAAAUCAGAAUAG
Molecule: messenger RNA, 288 nt
Organism: Knipowitschia caucasica
Lineage: Eukaryota; Metazoa; Chordata; Actinopteri; Gobiiformes; Gobiidae
Source: the annotation of a GenBank genome assembly